Messenger RNA from Cuscuta europaea, 434 nucleotides. The record is from the annotation of a GenBank genome assembly. NCBI's taxonomy places the organism in Eukaryota, Viridiplantae, Streptophyta, Magnoliopsida, Solanales, Convolvulaceae.
AAACAAUGAAGGCCCUUAUGAUAGUUCAAAUGAUACCCAAGUUGUAAAUGUUCAAUCUGCCAAUCCUAUAGCCACAAUAGCCCCAACAAAUUGUGACAUGAAUUGUGCAACUAUUCUUGAGAAGGAAACGACUAAUACCUCUGCUCGCCAACGCCAACGUGCCUUCAAACAUGAUGAACCCUCGGUGGCUACCUGUAACAAGGCGGUAACCAGGAAUGUAGCUCAUGAUCUGAUUACGUGUGUCCAAACCGGAAUUCAAGAUCUUCUUUCUAAUCCUAGCACUUCAGAUACUACACCGGCCCCAAAACUGUCCUGUGAUGAAAUCAUUUCUGAGGAUAGCCUAUUUUUAACUCUUUCUGUUUCAUACUUCAGUGACGGUGUGAUGAACAGUGAUAGCUGGAUUUUUGCUAAGCUCGUAUGCAUCAUGGCGGUUA